This is a messenger RNA of Paraglomus occultum, 543 nucleotides long. The record is from the annotation of a GenBank genome assembly. Lineage: Eukaryota; Fungi; Glomeromycota; Glomeromycetes; Paraglomerales; Paraglomeraceae.
CAAGAAAACAACGAUACUGACAAUUUAGAAGAAAGAGUGGAAACGGAAGAAGAUAACGAUAACGAGGCAGAGAAUGUUGAAGAGCAAGAACAUGACAUGGACACAAAUGAGAAAAAAAUUAUCGAAAAAAAGCAUCGCCCGAAAAUUCGGCCAAGAAUAGUUAAGGGAAAAACGAUUACGGAAGAAGAGUUUUACAGUCCGAAGGAGGCCCGAGUGACAGAGGAACAAUGGGAAGAUAUGAAGGAAGCGAUGGAACUGCUCGUUUCGGAUUGGGAGUUUAUCAUUAGUGAGGCUCGAACGGACAAACUUUUAAAGCAGCUACAACGAAAUGAGCGGGAAUUACUUCGAUUUGAAGGUGAUAGUAGGUUUCCUGCCACAGAAGUAAAUAAUUGGCUUCAAACUGUCCGUGGAUGGAUAAAUAAUUUACAUGGAGAAAUCAGUCUUUCUUCAGGUAAUAACAGAAAGCGCAAGGUUGAAAAAAGUCCUCAGUCUCAUGUGCGAACAAAGAAAUUGAGAUCCCGAACGGUCGUAAUCGAUGCUCCG